CACUCUGUCUCCUCAACUUGACCACCGAAUAUAUACAGAGCAUUUCUGUUUUGUUGCCAUAACAUUAUUCCGCUCAGUAUUUUAACUGAAAAACCCACCACAGAAAACAAACUCUUUCUCUUUCUCUCCCCUUCCUUUGAAGGGUUUGCUUUUUAUUUUCUCUCUGUAUUGACAUAUUUUCAAAAAGGCCGUCGCCGGUUGCAAAGGGGUGCCGGUUCCACAAUUUUCUUGGAAUUUGGCACCCUUUUUCAUACAUAUUAUGAUGGCUGUGGAUUUUCCGAGGAAAUCAUUUCAUAACGUGUUUGAAAGAGUAGGGGUGUUUGGGAGUAUGAGCCAGAAGGGGUGCAAGUAUGAGAUUGAUGAUGAAGAUGGAAGCACCAUGGAGAUGGUACAGAUUGGGGCUGAGAGGACGAAGAAUGUGUUGAUUCUCAUGAGCGAUACCGGCGGUGGCCACCGUGCUUCGGCCGAGGCCAUUCGUGAUGCUUUCAGUUUGGAAUUUGGCGAUGAAUACAAUGUUUUUGUUAAGGAUGUUUGGAAGGAGUACACGGGUUGGCCAUUGAACAACAUGGAGCAACAAUACAAGUUUAUGGUUAAACACGUGCAGCUGUGGAAGGUUGCAUUUCAUGGCACCUCACCUCGCUGGAUACAUUCUAUGUAUCUUGCUGCCAUUGCCGCCUACUAUGCAAAGGAGGUAGAAGCUGGGUUAAUGGAGUACAAGCCAGACAUUAUUAUUAGUGUCCAUCCUCUUAUGCAGCACAUUCCACUCUGGGUUCUUAAGUGGCAAGGCCUGCAAAAGAAAGUCAUUUUUGUCACCAUCAUUACAGAUCUCAAUACUUGCCAUCGUACAUGGUUCCACCCAGAUGUGAAUCGGUUGUAUUGUCCCUCCGAGGAGGUUUCAAAGAGGGCAUUGCUAGAUGGCUUGGAAGAAUCUCAAAUACGAGUUUUUGGGUUACCUAUUCGGCCCUCAUUCUGCCGUGCAGUUCUCUCUAAGGAUGAGCUAAGAGUAGAACUGGAGAUGGAUCCAAUAUUACCAGCAGUUUUGGUGAUGGGCGGUGGUGAAGGAAUGGGGCCUGUGAAGAAAACUGCAAAGGCACUUGGAGAAGCAUUGUUCGAUAAAACGCUUGGGAAGCCAAUUGGCCAAAUGGUGGUCAUAUGUGGACGCAAUCAAUCCCUUGUUUCCACAUUACAACAACAUCAAUGGAACAUUCCUGUUAAGAUAAGAGGCUUUGAGAAACAAAUGGAAAGGUGGAUGGGAGCUUGUGACUGCAUUAUAACAAAGGCUGGACCUGGUACAAUUGCAGAAGCAUUAAUCAGAGGGCUUCCCAUUAUUCUCAACGAUUACAUUCCUGGCCAAGAAAAGGGAAAUGUUGCACACGUAGUUGACAACGGUGCAGGUGUUUUCAGCCGACACCCCAAGGAAACAGCGAGGAUCGUUGUGGAAUGGUUUAGCAGCAAGUGCGAUGAGCGAGAGAGGAUGGCUGAGAACGCACUCAAACUCUCACAACCAAAUGCUGUACUCAACAUUGUGAAGGACAUCCAUGAGCUUGCAGCACAACGAGGGCCCCUUGCUGAUAUCCCUUAUAUGCUUACCUCCUCAUUUUCCAGCUUAAUAUAACCCCCCCCCCCGCCACACACACACACACAUUUAUAGCCUCCUGCAUUAUAUAUAUAACGUUAUGUACAGCUAGUGUUACUUUUUUCAUCUCAUUCUUUGAUCUCGAGACUUGAAUUGAAGCAAAA
Ipomoea nil (Japanese morning glory) is the source of this 1740-nucleotide messenger RNA. RefSeq names its product monogalactosyldiacylglycerol synthase 2, chloroplastic-like. The coding region runs from base 260 to 1615 and encodes 451 amino acids. The record is from RefSeq and is a predicted model, not a curated record. Gene Ontology annotation, biological process: glycolipid biosynthetic process. The transcript is spliced from 7 exons. NCBI's taxonomy places the organism in Eukaryota, Viridiplantae, Streptophyta, Magnoliopsida, Solanales, Convolvulaceae. Gene Ontology annotation, molecular function: hexosyltransferase activity.